CGCAGGGGGAGGAGUGGCGGCAGCCACCCCAGGUGGGUGUAACUGGAGACGGGAGGCGCGGCCAGGUCACUACCUGCGGAACCUGUCGGGCAGCUCAGUCAGUGACUGGGAGCGGUUCCCCGAGGCGCACGCACAGGUCGCUCUCCCGCAGCUACAGGGCCAAGCGCUCCGGACCGCCCGCCCGCCAUGGAGCUGCUCCGCGGGGCUGCGCUGCUGCUGCUGGUGGCCGCCGUGUGCUGGGCUCAGCAGGACCAGGGUUGUACAUGUGCCAAAAACAAACGCACAUCCAACUGCAUUGGCAAUGAUACCGGCUGCUGGUGCACAUCCAUUGGGUCAGAAGUCUCAGUCCGGUGUGACAAACUGACUUCAAAAUGUCUGCUGAUGAAGGCAGAAAUGGCUGGCUCGAAAUCUGGUCGUAGGGAGAAACCAAAACAUGCAUAUGUAGACAAUGAUGGCAUUUAUGAUCCUGACUGUGAAAACAGUGGCAUCUUCAAGGCUAGGCAGUGCAAUGGAACUUCCUGCUGGUGUGUGAACACUGCUGGAGCAAGAAGAACUGAAAAGAGUGAUGCAGACUUGCAGUGCAGUGAACUAGUCAGAACAAGCUGGAUCAUCAUUGAAACAAAACACAGUGAGAGAAGUACAGCUGUGGAUGCUUCUCGUUUGAAGGAAAGCAUCAAAAAUGAAUUUAAGGAGCGUUACUCGCUGGAUCCGAAGUAUAUAAGUGAUGUUGUGUAUGAAAACCCUUAUAUCACUAUUGAACUGAAGCAAAAUGUUUCCCAGAAGUCUGCUCAGGAUGUGGAUAUAGCUGAUGUGGCUUACUACUUUGAAAAAGAUGUCAAAGGUGACUCUCUAAUUCAGAGUGGCACACUAAACAUAAACAUCAGUGAAGAGCCUCUAAAAUUUGAUCAAGCUCUAAUCUACUAUGUUGAUGAAAAGCCACCAGAGUUUUCCAUGAAACGUCUGACUGCUGGUGUUAUUGCUGUCAUUGUAGUGGUGAUACUAGCAAUUGUUGCUGGAAUUAUUGUACUGGUAAUCACUAGGAAAAGGAGGGGAAAGUAUGAGAAGGCUGAGGCAAAGGAAAUGAAUGAAAUGCAAAGAGAAUUAAACCCAUAACUGAAGUCACUAAAGACAAAUCAUGAACUAUCAAGAAGGCAAACAGAACUAAAACAAGACUAGAAGUGUGGAUUUAAAUUUUGUAUAUGUUUGUGGUCUACGGGAAAAAAUUAUGUGACUUAGUGAUCUCUGAAAUUCUAAUGAGCAUAGAUAGGAUAAGUACUAGUACCACUGUUGCCAAUCUUGAGGGGGUGGGAGGGGUACAAGUUUAAUUUGGGAGCUGGAUAACUCUCCAAGAGAUUGUAGCGAUGAGCUGACUCUGCAGAAGUGUUGCAGUAACACAUCUAUUACAAACUUCCUACUGCAAAUAAUGGGAAAUUAAUCUAAAUACACUUUUUUGAGGCUGGCCUUGUCAGGGUAUAGCUACAGAACUCUGAAUACCUGCUCUCUGGCUCAUGUACAGUUGAAUAUGGCUUUGUUUUUAAAGAUGUCUGUAUGUACACUGUCUUUGAUACAUUUGCUGUAACUUUUUUUUAUGACUUGAAUUUAAUAAAACUCUAAAACAAA
Molecule: messenger RNA, 1620 nt
Organism: Gopherus flavomarginatus (Mexican gopher tortoise)
Lineage: Eukaryota; Metazoa; Chordata; Testudines; Testudinidae
Gene: EPCAM
Product: epithelial cell adhesion molecule
Exons: 9
Coding region: 187-1113 (308 amino acids)
Cellular component (GO): bicellular tight junction; membrane
Molecular function (GO): cadherin binding involved in cell-cell adhesion
Source: RefSeq, a predicted model, not a curated record